UUUCUCUGCACAGAAAUGGUUUCCAUCACAACUGAAAAUGUUACGCAACUGUACAACAUGACCACCCAGGAGAUCACAGUCAGUCCAGCAGAUUUCCACAAUAAUUCAGGCGUGGAUCAGAUAAAUCCAUCUGAAUGUGUUAAUGAAGAUUUAGAGAGAUGGCUACAUGAAUAUCAGCCUGGAUUCCUCUGGUUUAUAUUUAUUCUGGGAGCAAUAGAAAAUUCCUUUGUCCUCACUGUACUGUGUUUCCACAAGAGUAGCUGUACAGUGGCUGAAAUUUACCUAGCAAACAUGGCUCUUGCUGACCUAAUGUUGGUCUGUGUUUUACCUUUCUGGGCCAUUAAUAUUUCUAAUAAAUUUGAAUGGACUUUUGGCCUGUUUCUCUGUAAAGCUGUCAACAUUAUGAGUUACAUGAACUUUUAUUCUAGCAUUUAUUUCCUGACACUCGUGAGCAUUGACCGCUACCUGGCCUUGGUGAAAACCAUGUCCCUUGGACGGAUGCGACGAACGGUCUGUGCCAAAUGGAAUAGCUUUGUAAUCUGGACGUGUGCGUUGCUCAUAUGUUCACCUACAAUGGCGUUUCGAAAUUUACGGUAUUUUGAAGAAUACAACAUCACAGCCUGUGCCCUUGUUUACCCAGCCAGCUACUGGGAGCCUGCAAACAACAGCUUGUUGAAUAUUGUGGGUUUCUUGAUCCCACUCUGUGUAAUUACCUAUUGCACUAUACAAAUCAUCAAAGCCUUACGCAGCAGUGAGCUACAAAAAAUGAAGGUAGUCCAGACAGAGAGGAGAGCCACCAUGCUGGUCCUUACUGUGCUCUUGUUGUUCAUCAUUUGCUGGCUUCCAUUCCAGAUCAGCACAUUCAUUGACACAAUCCGUUACUUCGCACCCACGCUCAAAUGCCUGGAAAACAUCAAUGAAAUGCUGACUCAGAUAGCUGUUUACUGUGCCUUUAGCAACAGCUGCCUGAACCCAGUCCUCUAUGUAAUUGUGGGGAAGCACUUCCAGAAGAAGGCUGUGGAAUUCUACAAGGGCUUGAUCCCGAAGAGGUUCAGAAAAUCACAGUCUGUGCAGAUGGAAAACUCCCUGGACACUUUAAGAACUUCCAUUUCAAGUGUAUACCCAAGGAAAAAGUCUGUUUUGCCGUUACCCCGAUAG
Molecule: messenger RNA, 1158 nt
Organism: Myiozetetes cayanensis
Lineage: Eukaryota; Metazoa; Chordata; Aves; Passeriformes; Tyrannidae
Gene: BDKRB2
Product: bradykinin receptor B2
Exons: 1
Coding region: 16-1158 (380 amino acids)
Biological process (GO): G protein-coupled receptor signaling pathway; immune response; smooth muscle contraction
Cellular component (GO): membrane
Molecular function (GO): bradykinin receptor activity
Source: RefSeq, a predicted model, not a curated record